AUGACGAGUGAUGAUCAGUUCUUUUUCGACUAUCUUGCGUCCAUACCUCAUGACGUAAGGCGGUAUUCCCUUGAAGUCGCAGACUCCAUCGAUCGUCACGUCGACCACGCCGCGAAAACGCUCAAAGACACACUGGCUCAGCAGUCAUGGCUACCUCCGACUAUUCGACCCGCUCGCGUCGGUCCGAGAGGAAGGUCAUCGCAGAGCUUCACAGAUCGGGCGCAGAACUGGAUGGCUAGAAACCGCGCAUGGACUGCGGCCAUCUUCGCGUUCAUCGGGACUGGUGUAGUCUUGUACUAUGGAAGCAAAAAGCUUCAUGGCAAGCGCAGAAAAGCCAAAAGAGCGAGCAACGGCGGAAGAAAAGAGAUCGUGGUUGUUGCUGGAUCACCCCACGAGCCAAUGACUAGAGCUAUUGCUACGGACUUGGAGCGCCGAGGAUACAUCGUGUAUGUGACCGUGUCUUCUGCGGAUGAAGAACAGAUCGUCAAAUCCGAGAAUCGCGCCGACAUCAAGGCCCUUUGGUUGGAUCUCACAACCACUGCCUCCUCGCCCUCCGAUAUCCAUCCAUCCUUGCAAGAAAUCCGUUCCCUCAUCACUCAACCGCAGUCCCCUCUCCCCGGAGUGCCCCCGCACACCUGUCAACUGAGUGGCGUGAUUGUGGUUCCAUCACCAAACUACAGCGCAGGCCCUGUCGCAACUAUUCCGCCAUCAUCCUGGGCCGACACAGUCAACACCCGCCUCCUCUCGCCUAUCCUCACCGCGCAGGCCUUCCUCCCCCUCCUAACCCUGCGUAGCAACAGCAGCACCCUCCUCUUCGCCUACCCUUCCAUCUCCUCUUCCCUUUCCGCGCCCUACGCCGGUCCUGAGGUAGCAGCAACACGUGCCAUUUCCGGCUUCGCAGACUCUCUUCGUCAGGAACUUCGCCUUCUCGAAAACAGCAAUGUGAGCGUUGUCGAGCUGCGCCUCGGAAACAUCGACCUGGGCCCCGUGUUCCGAGCCGGCCAGAGCCAAAUUGCGGGCACAGAAGUUCUUGCCUGGAGCACCCAGCAGCGAGCUCUGUAUGCCUCGCAAUACCUCAACAGUGUUGAGCAGCGCCCCGUCGCCUCUGCCGGCCCAGGCACAGUCCGUGGAUCCCCAGCACGCAAGCUCCACUAUGCUAUUUUGGAUGCAUUGGAGCCUACAUCGCGGAAUGUGUUUGGUCAGAAAACUACCAAGAAAUCCGUCAUGUACGUGGGCCGGGGAGCUCGCUCUUACAACUUGAUUGGCGCCUGGGUCCCGAGUGGACUCGUGGCGUUGAUGAUGGGGUACCGCGGGAGUGGAAUUGCGUCUGAUACCCCGAUCAGUGGCAGUGGCAGUGAGACUAGCUGGGAGAGAGUUUAA
Molecule: messenger RNA, 1380 nt
Organism: Penicillium salamii
Lineage: Eukaryota; Fungi; Ascomycota; Eurotiomycetes; Eurotiales; Aspergillaceae
Source: the annotation of a GenBank genome assembly